GUACAAUAUCCAUCACUACCCACAAAGCUCGCAAAACAACCUCCAAAAUAGCAAACAUGGCUUUAGCAGCCGCAUCAAUGGCGAUCUCUGUAUUUUCCUCCACUCCCAAAUUUUGUUCUCCAACCAGUGCAGUCUUCCCUUUCACACAAUUCACUCAAAAGAAAACCACUUCGCUUAAAUUCAGUUCCUCUAGCUCUGUAGCCGGGAUUCGCCCUCUGGUUUGCCGCGAAACCUUCAAUCACGCGGGUCCUGUGUGGAUAAAACCUCAGCCUCCGACGGUAUUUUGUGCCAAGGGAUACAAAAUGAAGACGCACAAGGCUUCUGCCAAACGGUUUCGAGUUUCGGGGAGUGGGAAGAUAAUGAGGAGAAGAGCAGGGAAGCAACAUUUGAACGCCAAAAAGAAUACCAAGAGGAAGCUGAGACUCUCCAAAAUGGUGCAAGUUGAUCGCAGUGACUAUGACAAUGUGAUAGGGGCUUUGCCAUAUUUGAAAGUGAACCGUUCCAAUUGAAUAUUUGUUAAUUUUCCGUGAAUGUUAAUGCAUAGUGAGUGCAUCUUGUUGUAAUUCAAUUUAAGGGUACUCUCCGAGUAAUAACCCUUUCUCACCUUGUAUCUUCUCAAUUCAUAUAUUGCUUAUUUUGUGUCAUUUUA
Molecule: messenger RNA, 649 nt
Organism: Andrographis paniculata
Lineage: Eukaryota; Viridiplantae; Streptophyta; Magnoliopsida; Lamiales; Acanthaceae
Product: 50S ribosomal protein L35, chloroplastic
Exons: 3
Coding region: 57-509 (150 amino acids)
Biological process (GO): translation
Cellular component (GO): large ribosomal subunit; ribosome
Molecular function (GO): structural constituent of ribosome
Source: RefSeq, a predicted model, not a curated record